Diabrotica balteata is the source of this 8255-nucleotide messenger RNA. The record is from the annotation of a GenBank genome assembly. NCBI's taxonomy places the organism in Eukaryota, Metazoa, Arthropoda, Insecta, Coleoptera, Chrysomelidae.
GUCGACGAUUUAACUAUUUCCGUGAUACAUGACUAGUUUCACGAGGCCGUGGAACAAAUGCAUAUUCAAAACGCGAAAAAUAUGAUCAAGAUUAAGUGAAACAGAAUUUUUAUUCGACCAUUACGAAUAUAUUAGUGUAAAGUCGUGUGUAGUUUAAGAUAACCGAAUAGUGAAUUGUUUUUGCGAUGAUUUUAUAUAGUUUUACGCUUUUUUUGCUAGUCGCAACUGUUUCUAGUCAAGGGUUUUUUAACGUUAUUGGUCCAAGAACCAUCAAACCAAACACAGAUUACCAUUGUGCCAUCAGCGUUCAAGCUACAUCUCAACCAACUUCUAUAUCAGCAGUGCUCCAAGGAGCAUCUUACAAUGGAACGAUAUUGUUCAGCAAGGACCAAGUGGUUAUACCACCGUAUAGUACCAGAAUAUGCGAAUUUAAGUUUGGUGAUCUCGAAGAUGGAGAAUAUGAACUGGAGGUUCGUGGUACCGGAGGAGCCGAUUUCGUUGCCGGUUACCCGCUGCAAUUCCUCAAAAAAUCAUAUACGGUGCUUGUCCAAACGGAUAGGCAAGUGUACAGACCUGGUAGCACCGUUCUCUUCAGGGCUAUUGUAUUAAACUCAGAACUAAAACCAGCUGCGGAAGUCAGAAAUGAACCAUUACAUAUAUUUGUCUCCGAUGGUUCUGGUAAUCUGGUGAAAGAUUGGAAGAGGAUUGAGGCUGUGAGGGGAGUCUUCACGGGCGAGGUGAACUUAGGACAACACCCCGUUUUGGGCAAGUGGAAUAUAUCGGUGGAAAUACACGAACAGACCUACCACAAGUCCAUCGAAGUUGUUGAGUAUAUUUUGCCAAAGUUUAUGGUCAAUAUUGACUCUCAAAGACACAUUACCUUCAAGGAUAAUGUCAUUAGAGCAAAGAUUGAUACAAAAUACAACUAUGGAAAUAAGGUAAAAGGAGAAGCUACGGUGACAGUUUACCCGACCAUAUACUCUGGAGUGAUCCAGCCCAUAUUCCAAAAUCCUAUUCGAAAAGUUUUCCCGAUUGACGGUACCGAAACCGUUGAAUUUGACAUCGGACGAGAUUUACAGCUCAACGAUGAAUACGAGAGAAUAGUUAUUUUAGAUGUCGCUGUUGAAGAAAAGCUAACAGGGAGAAGGCAGAACAACAGUAUGGAGAUACAUAUUCACAAAUAUGACUACCAUAUGGAUCUGAUCAAGUCGGCCGACUAUUUUAAACCGGGGCUGAAAUAUACAGCAUAUGUCAAAGUAUCCAACCACGAUGGCACACCAGUAAAAAUCAAUCCUCAGGAAGUUAUUGUUAAACACGGAUACUCCAGGGUAGACGAAGUAUAUGAAGAAAACAGGUACACUUUAGAUAAUAAUGGUUUCUUGAAGCUGGAAUAUCUGACUCCAGGAAAUGUUACAAAUGGAACUGCCUUGAGAAUAGAGGUUGAGUUCCGUGAUCUCAAAGAAAGAAGCACACCCAUUCCAGCUGCCGUCUCCUUCAGUGGUAACUUUCUCCAAGCUACCCUAGAAACCGACCGCCCCAUUGUCAACCUGGACGUAGAUAUCUCAGUCAACAGCACCAGACCAAUGCAGUACUUAAACUAUAUACUAAUGGGACGCGGAGAUGUGAUCAGUACGAACAGUUUUCAAAUAGAAAACCGAAAACAGUUCAAUUUCCACUUUACCGCCACUCAUGCGAUGGUUCCUGUUUGUCAUUUGAUCGUCUAUUAUGUAACUGAAAAUGGAGAGAUGAUUGGAGAUGCUUUGGAUAUUGAGAUCGAUGGUCUUUUACAGAAUUUUGUUGAUUUCCAACUCAACACUUUUGAAAGCGAACCAAACCUUGACGUAGAGUUUACCAUCACAGCCCAGCAGAACUCUUAUAUCGGUUUAAUGGCUGUAGAUGAAAACGUGGCACGUCUCAAAGAUGGCUAUGAUCUCUCAUUGGGAAGUAUUGCAGAGGAGCUGAAGAUGUACGAUGUGGCCCUCGGAACACCGUAUCCUCAUUUUCGAAGUAACUCCAAGAUGAAGCUGUCGUGGUAUCCUGGGGCUAGCAAUUUACAUAAUGCUAUAUUUGAAUCAGGUGCUGACAUUGCUACGAACACUAGAAUCAAUAGGCAUAAACCAACACUGGAAGAUAUUUACCUUCGUCCAGUUUUCUACGGUCCUUCGACGGUAAAACCAGACAGAGGUCUCGGUCUUCCUAUACACUCAGCAACUAGACCACCUUUGGCGGGGCCUUAUGCAUUCAGCAGAAUACCAAGACCAGUGUGGAAUAGACCCAAAGUUUAUCUUUCGCAAGAUAUUGCUGAAACAUGGUUGUUUAAUAACUUUUCGACUUACGAAGGAAAGGCUUCUAUUAGGAGGAAGUUACCGGAAACUUUGACCACUUGGUCAGUUACAGGUUUUUCGUUGGAUCCCUUGCAUGGACUGGGAUUAACUACUACAGAUAAGAAAAUUAAGGUCACCAAAUCCAUGGUGGUGAUGUUAGACUUGCCUUAUUCAGUCCAAAGGGGAGAGAUCUUAAGUAUUCCAGUUGUAGUUCAAAAUAAUGUCAAUGAAGAUAUCACAGUUGAUGUCACGUUACACAAUUCUGAACAGAAGUUUGAAUAUAUAGCUUCUACUGACGAUAAUACUGUUAAAAGAGUGGAAUUAUAUCGAAGGAAAAGAUUGCAAGUAGAGAAGAAUGGCGCAGCUGCAGUAUCAUUCAUAAUCGUGGCAAGCAAUAGUGGUUUUAUACCAAUCAAGGUGACAGCUAGCAGCCCCAAAAAUCAAGAUGUCGUCGAAAAACAAUUAUUAGUUGUGCCUGGAGGAGAAACCGAAUUUUACACGAAAUCCGUUCUCAUCGAUGUCAGAAACAAUCCCAACUUCAAGAAGUCUAUCAACUUUACUAUUCCUAAAAACGCUGUCGAGGGUUCAGAAAAAGUAGAAGUUUCUGCUGUAGGAACCUUCUUGGCUCCGGCUAUGAUCCAUCUGGAUAACGUCAUUCGGUUGCCGACGGACUGUGGAGAACAGAAUUUGGUUCAUUUAAUGUCGAACUUAGUAGUUUUACAGUACUUAAGGGUGACCAGCCAGCUUACUCCAACUAUUCAAAAUGAGGCCGUCAAGAAUUUGGAAACAAGCUACCAACAGCAGCUGACAUUCAAGAGGAAAGAUGGAUCAUUUUCGCCUUUUGAGUGGAGAGAUUCAAAAGGAAGUGUUUGGGUCACAGCCUACACUGUUUUAGCGUUGAGCCAAGCCAAAAACUUCAUCUUUAUUGACGAUAGAGUUAUAGAAAACUCCACAAACUGGUUAACUGAUAUCCAAGGCAAGAAUGGCAGUUUUUAUGAAACAGGCAACAUCAUUCAUACCGAAUUACAGAACAAUUCUGGAAACAGUUUAGCUUUGACUGCUUUUGUGGUUAUGGCACUACGUGAAAGUGUGCAGCGAAAUGAUCCAACAAUAGUAAACGUCAUCAACAAAGGUUUAGACUACCUGGCAAGAAAUAUAGAUGAAUCUGAACCAAUCUACACUGUUGCUCUUUGCAGCUAUGUGCUGCAGAUCACUGGACACACAUCCCGACAAAGUGCUUUUAAUCUAUUGGACUCCAAAGCACAGACAAAAGAAAACCUGAAAUGGUGGGCGAAUCCAUACCCUAAAAGCGAAGAAAUGAACCCUUGGAGGAAAUUACCCAGGUCUAUCGACAUAGAGACCACUUCAUAUGCCCUUAUGACCCUUAUAGAGGCAAAUCUACUAGAAGACGCUGUUCCUGUUCUGGAGUGGCUACUCAGUCAACAGAACAAUCUUGGCGGAUUCACAUCGUCUCACGAUACUGUGGUAGGACUGCAAGCUUUGUAUAAAAUAGUGACCAGGAUAGCGAGUCCUACAAAUAUCCAAAUAGAAUUCCAGUAUGGAAAAGAUGGCUCCGGGAAAUUUAGCCUCAAUAGAAACAAUUUGAUGAUUCAACAAAGUGCAGAGAUUGAAAAAUCUGCACGAGAAGUCAAUGUAACAGCACAAGGUACAGGUAUGGGUUUAUUCAAAGUUGCAUAUCAGUACAAUACCAACGUGACGGGACCUUGGCCCAUGUUUACUUUGGACCCUCAAGUGGACAAGAACUCCAACAAUUACCACCUACAGGUUUCCAUUUGCAUAGCGUUUGUGGGCCACAACCUAUCGAGCAGUAACGAAAGCAAUAUGGCUGUUAUGGAAGUGACGCUACCUUCUGGAUUUACAGCAGACAUUGAUGCCUUGCCUAGCUUGGAACUCUCUGAAAAUGUACAAAGAGUGGAAACCAGAAAUAAAAUGACGAAAGUAUUGUUAUAUUUUAAUAAUAUCACCAAUAUUGAGUAUUGUCCCACCAUAUCAGCCUACAGAACGCACAAAACAGCUAAGCAGAAGCCUGUUCCUGUGGUUUUGUACGAUUACUAUGAUAGCUCACGACGAGCCCGUGUGUUUUAUCGAGGCCCCGCGACCCAUCUAUGCGACUUAUGUGAAGAAGAAGACUGCGAAAGUGUCUGCAAAGCUGAAGCCAACGCCAGAGAGUCUCGGGAGAGGAGAAUAGGAUCAGAUGACGAUGGUGGAGGUGCAGAUACUAGUCGCAUGCAUAUAAUAUGUGCCAUACUCGUGCCUCUAGUGAUGAUAGUAACGAAUUGGAGUUAGCCAUAAGCUAUUUUAAUGAUUAUACUUACAGCUUUUUCUAUUAACAAUUAAUACUAGAAGUUAUUGUUGAAACGUGUAUUAAGUAUGUUGAACAAACGAGUUUUUAGUUCUACCUUCUUUUAUCUCUGACGAAAUGUUUAUUUUGUUACUUAUGUAUGUUUCUAUAAAUCAUAGAUUUUACUGCGUAUAUAUCCAAUUGAAUAUGUGGUUUUAUGAUUUAAAAAGCGCAUGAAAUUCCUAUGUUUGUUCAACAUACUAUUAUUUUUUCUUCUUUUAUUUCUGGUCUUUAUGUCAAGAUAAUGUGUUGUUAAAAUACAACUCUAGAUUGCUUUUCAUAAGUUUAGUAAAGUGAUUUUUAUAUCAAAAUUAAUAACUAGGUACAACAAUAUCUCUUGUUCAAUAAACUUCAUACACCAAGAUGUUUACUAAUAAACCUAAAAUUGCUCAAAUUAGAUAUGAAAUCUUUCUUUAUUAACUCCUACCCAAGGAUUAUAAGAGCAUGUCAAUUGUAAUCUUACCACCUUUAUAUAAAUUUGUAUUACUGUUGUUCAAUAAACAAUUGGUGUGUAGACUGGUCCUCUGCAUAUCUACUGUCAUUGUCGGAAUACUGUUUGUUUUUUUGUUUCUUAUUACUAAUAUUCGAUAUUACAACCGCAUACCUUACAUAUUCCGUGAAUCAAAUAAUAAGCAAAGAUAUUAAAAGAAACGCUUAUGUAUUGAAAAAUAAACGUAUUAACGUAACACUGUAACUUUGUAUUAUAUAAUAUUAUAUUAAGUAAUAUUUUGGUAGUGUGAAGACUGGACAAUAAAUAAAUUACAUCUUCUUUAACUAAUGAAGAAUCAAGAAGUAAUGUGUGUAUUCAUUUAUGUUUAAUAUUACAAUAACCUAUCCUAUUAGAAACCCUCUGAUAUUUAAAUGCCAUAACACUAUAACCAACAGGUCGCUUAAUCAAGAAAAGCAAUGUUUUUAGAACAAUUAUUUUAUUAAAAAUACAUACAUGUAAAUAACAUAACCUCACCUAACCUUUUUUUAAUUGCCGUAUUACCAGAUUCCGCAGUAAAACCCUAAGAAGAUAUCCAUUGAAUUCUGACAGGCAACAGUGGGGGAAAUUUUUUUUUGGACAUCUAUUCAGUCUAUGUCACGGAGCAAGACAUUCUGGCAUCUUUUGACCGAGUAGGAUACUAGGCCAGAAGACCUCAGGGUAGUGCAGGAUUAACCGUGUUCCGGCUAAAACCUUAACCACCGUUCCAGAGAGGUGGAGUAACUAAAGUAUAAAACUAAAAAUUUAUAAAUAAACAUACCUAUUAACGUAAAUCAGAAAAUAUUUUAGACGUUAGGCCAUAAACUAAUAAAUAAUAUUAACCAUAAAUUUCAGAAACUGCUUCAGGAAGUAGUCUAGUUUCCUAAACUUACAUUCCCACCACGGCCUCAGAUCGGGAAUAGGCUCCUUCGUCCAUCUUGCCUUUCCGCUAUCAUUCGCCCAUUCUCUCUGCCACUCUACUAUCGAUCUUUCUCACUCAUUCUCAUCUAUAUUUACAUCCAUCCUCCUCGCAUACACCCUCGCUCGCUCUUUGCACAACAAAACGAUCGAUAUUACCCUCUAAUAAACAUAUAGACACACAUUUCGCAGUGUUCAGUACGCUACACCAUACGGGGACAGCGUGGUUUACACCGACUGGAAAACUCCAUUUAGCACCUUUCUUUUGAUGCUACCUGGGCUUCCAAUGUUUGGCAUCAGCCGUAUCAACGCCUCCAGAUUCCCUUCUCUGCCGUCUUUUGGAUGUGUACUUCGAACCUUAGUCCUUACAACAACCAGACUCCCAGAUACUAAAUUGAUUUAACCGGUGCAACCUCCACACUUUCCAAUAUAAAGCGAAGAGAGGAUUUUCAUGGCUCCCUUUGAGAACUAACACCUCAGUUUUCUUAGGUGCUAGCUGUGGAUCGUUCUCUCAUGUCCGUUUUCUGAGUCGCCUUCGCAACCAGUGCGAGAUCAUCGGCAUAAGCUACAAGAGUGCAUCUCCUUGACAUUUGUAGUCUCAAUACCCUGGUGGGUACCUGUGGUCAAUGGAAAAUACCUAGAAAGCUUAACAGGUUGAAAAAGAAUAAAGGUAAUUUAGUAGAUACAUAUUUGGAUUUUCAUCAAAUUUACAUUUUCUUCCUCAGCUGUCUUAAAUUGUUUGCAAUAUUUUUCUUGGCUUUUGAAAAUGUUUGGAGGUUCUCUGACUAAAUAAUUUUCUUCAAGCACGACCAUUAAUGCCCAUUUCAAAAUAUAUCUUCUGAAGUUUUCAUCAUCAGUGGCAUUACAGCUUGUUAUGAACCAAAGCCUUCUUCAGAACAAUCUUUCAUUCGCCCCUGUAUCUGACAACUCUUCUCCAUGCUUUAACUCCGAUGGAGUUUAGAUCAUCCUCUAGUUAUCUUGAUACCUAAGUUUUGGUCUUCCUCUGGCUCGUCUUCCCACUGGUCCUCUUCGGUUGAAAAUUUUUCUGAUCAUUGCAUCUUCAUCUCGCCUAAUUACAUGUCCUAUCCAUCGAAGGCGUGCUAAUUUAAUACAUUUUACAACGUCAGGUUCCCCAAAACUUCUGUAUAACUCAAACUUGUAGCGCCUACGGCCACAAACCCUGUUCUUGGACUCCUUCUAUAUAUUUUCCUUAGAAUUUUUCUCUCGAAACGUUUAAGCAAUUCUUGGUCGUUCUGUGUAAGUGACCACGUUUCUGACUCAUAUGUUAACACUGGCCACUGGAUACUCUAUGUAUCUGGUUGCCUGAUCUAGUACAAUUUCUUCUUCUGAAGUUUUACUCUUACGAUAUAGGACUCAGACUCUUGUCUAAAAUAAGGAGAAAAGAACAUUGUCAAGCAGUUUAACAAUGAUGAUGAUGAUUAAAUGCUCUGAUGAUUAAAUUUCUCUAUAGAUCUACUUAAACAAUAUGUAAAUAUUUGAAGUGAAAAAUACUAACAUCGUGAUCUAAAUUACCAUAGGUAUGAACAAGAGUUUAACUAAUAUAUGAAAAUAUCUCAAUAAACUGUGAAUUUACUUAGUUCGAACAAAAAUUAUCCCAUACAAAACACUCAGAACGAUCUACUGUUUAUUAUAUUUUCAAGAACAUUUCAAAGUAUACCAACAUAAAAAUUAUGAAAAACUGAAAAAAAAAUAAACAAACAUUCAAGCAAUCUAAAUUCUGAGCUAAUAAAUAUUUUUUACAUAACUUGUUUUUGCCUACAACUUUUUCUAUAGUGCUUAGAUUUUUAGCAUCUUUUAACUUUAUCAAUAAGGUUUAAAUAUAACUUUUCUUCAUUCUAUUGUGAGUUUCUUUAAUUUUGUGCAAAAAAAAUUAAAUACCAAUAUUUUGUUAAUAUUCUACAAAAUUAUAAGUCAACUCAAAUGAACAUGUUGGUUGUUAAUGCAUAUUUUUCAAGUGAAGUGUUUUAAUAUAAGCAAUGUCACAAUACUCUCUUUUUGUUUUUAAUUUGUGUUCAUUUGGCAUAUAGCUUAUAAAAUAGACAACAUACCCAAGUGUUUCUUAUAUAUAAUGUAAAAAAUAAACACAAAAAAUAUGUAUCACAAUUUUUAUUGCAAAAAAUCAGCCUUUUUUAACAAAACAAUAAAAAAUACUACAACUACACCU